Messenger RNA from Paramuricea clavata, 5008 nucleotides. The record is from the annotation of a GenBank genome assembly. Lineage: Eukaryota; Metazoa; Cnidaria; Anthozoa; Malacalcyonacea; Plexauridae.
UUUUUCAGGAGCUUCCUAAACAAGAAGACUUAGUGGUUGUUUUACACUUGGUGAAAUGUUUGUAUGUGAUGUGUUUACGUGGAGAUUACCUGAGAAUUGCAGCAGAGGAAGACGGAGAUAUAUUACCUUAUUUACAAGAGGUUUUUCUUAUUCCAAAGUAAGUGCAUACCUGGCGUUAGAUUUGGAAAUUUUGUAUAAACGCACGGCUUUUCAUACUUUUGAAAGGCCUAGGAAAAAUGUAGGAAUCAUUGCAGCCGAAACAGUGCAGUGUUUCGUAACGGAUGCUUCAAGGGACGGCAACGCAUGCAGGCUAAGGACGUGCUCAGUGACAGCCACUGAUGUCAAAACUAGGAAUGCAUAAAUGAAUCAAAUGCCGUUCAUGUUGAUUUGACGACCGCAAAUCCACAGUGGUGUUGUUGACAUGUUAGAAGAGAUUGUUAAAGUUUCUGGUGUUAGGAAUAAAAAUAUUGUCUAAACAUGCAGAAAUUGGUUAUUAGUGGCCUUUCUUCCUUCUGAAGUUUGCUAUUGAAUAAUUACAUAGGUCACACCAAUAUGGCUGCUGAAGUGUCAAUAUAUACCUCGUGUUUAAAAUGUUAUUAAACUCAUUAGAAGCUAAAACUUAUUGGAAGCUAUAUUUUUGAAGUUGGAUAGAAGAGAAGAUAUUUGCUUGAUAGUAUAACUAAUUUAAACACGUAACAAAUUUUAAGAUAAUUAUGUGAUAGAUUUUAAAAUCUUUCGUCAUAAGUAUUCUGGCUUCAAAAUCAAUUCUCUGAAUUCAAAAAGUAACUUCAUCCAGUCUAAACUUUGAGAUCUUAAACCAAUCAUGUUAGACAUAUUGCUUCUGACACAAUGAUCACGCUUCGAUUAUUUUUGCUCGUUCUUUAUUUAAGGCGGCUCAAUACAGUUUUUAAAAAAAAUGGAAAAUUCACGAUUUAGAUGCAUAUUUUUGGACAAUUGAUACUUGUUGACAAACAAAAAGUACCUUACUUCUAUAUAAAACAACAUCUAAAGAGUUUACGCACAAAAGUUACGCAACUGCUGUUGGGCAACAAUGAUGUUUCAAGAUGGCGGAUAUGUUGGCUUUAAAGUAAUUUAACUCGUAAACGACAUCGGUGACCCCCAAAUUUUAUUUAAAAAAAUUAUUUCUCUUAGUAUAAUCAAUUACUUUGACAAUUUAAAAAAAAUUCUGUAGAGCCGAAGAAAAAUUAUUAUGAAUAAUCACCAAACUAAUUGUCAAACUAAUUGAUUAUACUAAGAGAAAUCAUUUUUUAAAAUGAAAUUUUGGGGUCACCGAUGUCAUUUACGAGUUAAAUUACUUUAAAUCCAAAAUAUCCGCCAUCUUGAAACGUCAUUAUUGCCAUAGUAACGGCAGUAGCGUAACUUUUGUGCAAAAAUUCAAACUCUUUAGAUGUUGUUUUAUAUAAGUAAGGUACUUUUUGUUUAUCAACAAGUAAUAAUUGUCCAAAAAUACGCAUCUAUAAAUCGUGAAUUUUCCAUUUUUGUAAAAACUGUAUUGAGUCACCUUAAAAACGUUUUUGUUGUCUUCGUUGUUUCAGCUGUUUUUGAAAUAUUUCUUUUAUCUGUAGUCUUUGGAGAUUACUAAAAUGUGAUCGUUCUGAGUUAUGCGAGGUUUGUGUUCCGUUACUACUUCACUGUAUCAGUCUACCUUGUGGUGCUGAGUCUUUGGUUAAUGAAGUCGAAUCCACUUUUACAAAUAAAGACUGGAGAAUACGAUUUGAUGGCGUUUCGAAGGUAUUUGAUUUUAUAUUCCAUAUCUUGUAUUAUAUUUUUUUAUUGUGAUUCUUCACGAACACCUUGAUUAUAGAAAUUUCGUGUAUAGAAAUUAUAGAAAUUAGUGUUCAAGCCAUCCCUUUUGCUGGCUCUGCAAUUUUAAUCAGGUGUAUUGCAGUGGUAGUUUCUAAGCCUAAUUAUAAGAAAAAAGAACACUCUUUUCAGUUCCCCACAGGUGUUACGAAAUGGUUCCGGUGCAUCCGAGUGGUGCAUAAUGUAUAGAAUAGCUUGGAUCUGCCACAUGUUUUUUCUUUACAUGAUCGUGUCCAUUUAUGGCAGUGUCUUCAAUAACUAUGUCAUGUGAAGUACACGUUAUUCUUUAUAUCACUCGCUUGCUUUGUUUUUGGCGAUUUUGCCAGCAUAGGUCGUUUUUCUCUAUCUACUCCGUCAUAGUAGACUUCAGUAAGCUGUGUUUUCAAUUACACGUGGUUUUCUUCUAUUUGCACUUCCUGAUUUCUAGUCGGUCGUGGCUGUCGUGAUUAAGUCAUGUUCACCAAAUUAAAAUAGCCUAGAAUGUAAGCCCAACUCAAAUGAGCAUGAGACUCAAACGCUUGUAUUCUAAAAGCACACUCAAUGAGUGGAGGUUGAAUCCGAGCUUCCCUUGAGUGUCAAUGCUUUUUUUUUAAUAGCAGGAGGGUGAGUAGUCACAUAGUAAGUAUGGUAUGGCACUAACCCUCUAGCUAUUCAGAAACAACAUUGACACUCAAGGGAAGCUCAGAUUGAACCCCCACCAAUUGAGUGUGAGUGAGCUUUUAGAAUACAAGCGAAAAAGAGUUUCAACUCUCGCUUGACUCGAAACACCAACUCUUAUCAACUCUAAUGCAUUCUGAUCCACUUUAAGCUGGUGUAAUUUAGACGAGAGUUGAUGAGAACUUUUUCUUGUUUGACAGGUGCGCACGAAUGCCAUUAACUGUAAUGUAAACUCUCGCUGGCUAAACUCUCGCCACCAUCUUGACCUGGGGUUUUGUUAGGUCUAGGCUAGAAUUUAGCUUAUCCUUUGUGUACUUCAUGCGAAUAAGUAACCUUAAGCAAGCCAAACUGUCGCGGCCUAAUGGAAGUCAGACAUAACGAAUAUUUGUUUUUGUAGGUUGUGGUCAUUGCAAGGUACAUCCAAAAUGAAAUCCUCUUUAACGAUCUAGCCCGCUCUUCACUGGCUCUCAGUUUCGCCUAUCUAGUAGGCGCUAUAGAAGACCUCUCGAACUCAGUUUCUCUCCACGUGACAGUCAUGCUUGAGACCAUCCACCCAAACAGCUUGUUGGUCAUGUAUGAAAGUUUGGUAACCCAAUUCGACAAGUUCCCAUCCGACAGACUUCUUAUAAUACACACAUUUAGGCUGUUGCAUAACGCCUUGCCGAAACGAACGCCUUUAUCCGGGCAUUUUUUCCUACGGAGGUUCACGCAGUUAUUCGUGGAAAAGACGUCAUUAGUAGCCAGUCCACAUCCGGCGCGGGCGACACUCACUAGACAGGGCAACAUGAGCGAUAAGUCGUCCACAUCAAUGACGUCCCCAAACACUGAGCACGCCAGGAAAACUGGCAAAGGUAAGAACAUUGUUGAUUAUCUUCAGAACAUUGUUGAUCAUGUAUAUUAUAACAGUUAUUGAAUGAGAUUGAGCAUGAUAUGAAGAAUUAUCAAGUUAAAGAUGUUUCAAAAGCUUUCCUGGCUGUUUUUGUUGACAUUUCUUCUUUCUACAAUUUUCGCAACAUGACGUCAUAACAUUGAACAUGACUCUUUUCAUGUCAGUAUUAUGACGUCAUAACGUUGCAUGUGAUGUUUCAUGUCAACAUUAUGACGUCGCUCCGUUGGAUAUUAUGCCCAAACUCCAUAUUUGGUCAGAUAUUCAGUUGUUAUGACGAUUUUUCAGUUGGCUGUCAGCCAAUCAGAAACCAUGAAUCUUUUAAGUAAAUAAUACAGUGACAUAUCAUAUUCGUGACGGAGUUUCUAUAGAGUUAUAGAAACACGCGCGAGAGCUUGGAAGGGAGGCAUAUAAUUGGUGGGAAAAAGAGGGCGAGUUUUUCCAAUAUUCUUGUUCUCCCAAGCUUCUACAAGUGUUUUUUUAACUGUAUAGAAAUACCAUUUCUUUUAUAAUAUAACUCAAAAAAGAUUUUAUAGCCAUUUUUAAAUUGAGUAAUGUACAAAUUCUCAUGACAUGAGUAUGAACCCGGCUUGGAAUUGAUAUUUCCUCGUCAAUUUCACUGCAGAUUAGUCUAGUUCUGCACUGUUUAAACUGAUAGGUUGCGUUUUGUUCUGUGGUUCCUCAAUUUCGUUGUCGAGACUAGUACAAGUAUUAUUGCAACAUUGUUUCGAUUGUAGCGCGUGUUAAUGUAAAGUUGUUUACAUUUUAAAAUUUAAUGACAGGUUGUUUACUGACAUGUUUUUCUUGUAUUUUUUUAUUCACGUCGAAUUUUCAAACCAGAGGUUGAGCGAGUUGUUGGAAAGUGAACGAUUACAGUACAUUGGCAAUAUCUGCCGGCAUGUUGAUUGUCUCGUUUCUUGUAACUAAAUACUAUCCCUUUCUCGCUAUGUUACAUAAUGAAACAAAUAUUUGUUUCCCUUUUCCUUGUUCUAAACCAUAGGUAACCCAGCUGUCAAUCGUUUCUUGGCUUCUCCCACAUCAACCACCAAUAGUAUUACAAUAUGUCCGAGUGUUGGUCGCCUGGCAUAUGGUCGUUCCAAUUCAUUGCCUGCUAACCGUUGUGGAUAUUCUCUCAGCUACGAGAGGUAUAGUGUGACAAGACAACUAUCAAGCCCGCUGGAAGGUAUUGUAUGCUAUAUGCUAUUGCAGAGAGUCGAUGAGAUAUAGGUCAUAAUAUGGCUUAGGGGAAAGCAUGAAGUACAAUGGGUAUUUGCAUGUGGUCUUCUGAAAAGACUCCAGUGCUUGUUUACUAAGUUGUACGAUAAACCAUGCUAUUACCUAUGCUAAUAAUAUGGAUGAAGAAGUGGACCUCAAAAUAGUGUCAGCUUCCGAGAAGUGUCCAUAAGUAAUGUUAGGCAGUGUAUGCUUUUACCCUUAAACUCCAUGGCGUUAUAUCAAUUUGCACCUCUUUCAGAAUCCAGACGUUUCAAGUUUGAUCCAUCUCAGAUCGAGUCAGUUGAUCAAAUGUUAUUGGGUGCGAGGAUAGCCCAAAACAGUCUCUCUCCUGUUGCUGAAGAGAGUAUGGAUGGCGUGGAACAACAGCCUGUUUACUCAGAGAAGGGAGAUAAGACAUUGGAACGG